Manis javanica (Malayan pangolin) is the source of this 7273-nucleotide messenger RNA. It is a transcript of the gene GALNT13, whose product is annotated as polypeptide N-acetylgalactosaminyltransferase 13. Gene Ontology annotation, biological process: protein O-linked glycosylation. The record is from RefSeq and is a predicted model, not a curated record. Gene Ontology annotation, molecular function: polypeptide N-acetylgalactosaminyltransferase activity. NCBI's taxonomy places the organism in Eukaryota, Metazoa, Chordata, Mammalia, Pholidota, Manidae. Gene Ontology annotation, cellular component: Golgi apparatus.
GGCCGGGCGGCGGCGGCGGCUCUGCCGAGGCGACAAUGCGCUAGGAGCCCUGCUCGGUCUCCGGCGCCUCCUCGGCCUGGGCGCCCGCGGAGCCCUCGAGCCCGCCGCCGCGCUAUGAGGGCGCCUCCCCGGGGCUGGCCGAGGCCGGAGCCGGCUCCUGCUGCUCCCCGGGAAGAGUGACAAGAGAGGCGCGGGCUCCAGGUGAGCGCGGGUUCCGCGCGCCCCGCACUCGGUGCGCCCGGUCGGCGCCUGCCGGGCUGGGUCGCAGGCUGAAUUCCUUGCGUGGACAGCCGUCCCCUCUUCGCGGGAUCCUUGGCCACGACAGCAGAUGUAUUUUGUAGGAGUAUUUUGAGGAUGAAUGUUUGCAAAUUAUUUUGAAAUUGCCAAGCGCCACAUACAUGGGAUGCAUUCUGCAUUUAUCCUGGAGUUCACCCCUGUGGCGUGGAUUUAUCAAAGCAGCGUCUGUCUUCAAUCUUUGUGUUAACUAGAAACCCAGGGAAGACAUGAGGAGAUUUGUUUACUGUAAGGUGGUUCUAGCCACUUCACUGAUGUGGGUCCUUGUCGAUGUCUUCUUACUCCUGUACUUCAGUGAAUGUAACAAAUGUGACGACAAGAAGGAGAGAUCCCUGCUCCCUGCACUCAGGGCUGUUAUUUCAAGAAACCAAGAAGGUCCAGGAGAAAUGGGAAAAGCUGUGCUGAUUCCUAAAGAUGACCAGGAAAAAAUGAAAGAACUGUUUAAAAUCAAUCAGUUCAACCUUAUGGCCAGUGAUCUGAUUGCCCUUAACAGAAGUCUACCGGAUGUAAGAUUAGAAGGAUGCAAGACAAAGGUCUACCCCGAUGAACUUCCAAACACAAGUGUAGUCAUUGUGUUUCAUAAUGAAGCUUGGAGCACUCUCCUUAGAACUGUUUACAGUGUUAUAAAUCGUUCCCCACGCUCUCUGCUCUCUGAGGUCAUCUUGGUAGAUGAUGCCAGUGAAAGAGAUUUUCUCAAGUUGACAUUAGAGAAUUACGUGAAAAAUUUAGAAGUGCCGGUAAAAAUUAUUAGAAUGGAAGAGCGCUCUGGGUUAAUACGUGCCCGCCUUCGAGGAGCAGCUGCUUCAAAAGGGCAGGUCAUAACUUUUCUCGACGCACACUGUGAAUGCACAUUAGGAUGGCUGGAGCCUUUGUUGGCAAGAAUAAAGGAAGACAGUAAAACAGUCGUAUGCCCCAUCAUUGAUGUGAUUAGCGAUGAUACCUUUGAAUAUAUGGCUGGGUCAGACAUGACUUAUGGGGGUUUUAAUUGGAAACUGAAUUUUCGUUGGUAUCCUGUUCCCCAAAGAGAAAUGGAUAGAAGGAAAGGAGACAGAACGUUGCCUGUCAGGACCCCUACUAUGGCUGGUGGCCUAUUUUCUAUUGACAGAAACUACUUUGAAGAGAUAGGAACUUACGAUGCAGGAAUGGAUAUCUGGGGUGGAGAGAAUCUUGAAAUGUCUUUUAGGAUUUGGCAAUGUGGAGGCUCACUGGAGAUUGUGACUUGCUCCCACGUGGGUCAUGUUUUUCGGAAGGCAACUCCAUACACUUUCCCAGGUGGCACUGGUCAUGUCAUUAACAAAAAUAACAGAAGGCUGGCAGAAGUUUGGAUGGAUGAAUUUAAAGAUUUCUUCUAUAUCAUAUCCCCAGGUGUUGUCAAAGUGGAUUAUGGAGAUGUGUCAGUCAGAAAAACACUAAGAGAAAAUCUGAAGUGUAAGCCAUUUUCUUGGUACCUUGAAAACAUCUAUCCGGACUCCCAGAUCCCAAGACGUUAUUACUCACUUGGUGAGAUAAGAAAUGUUGAAACCAAUCAAUGUUUAGACAACAUGGGCCGCAAGGAAAAUGAAAAAGUGGGUAUAUUCAACUGUCAUGGUAUGGGAGGAAAUCAGGUUUUUUCUUACACUGCUGACAAAGAAAUCCGAACAGAUGACUUAUGCUUGGAUGUUUCAAGACUCAGUGGACCUGUAAUCAUGCUGAAAUGCCACCACAUGAGAGGGAAUCAGUUAUGGGAAUAUGAUGCUGAGAGACUCACUUUGAGACAUGUUAACAGUAACCAGUGUCUUGAUGAACCUUCUGAAGAGGACAAAAUGGUGCCUUCCAUGCAGGACUGCAGUGGAAGCAGAUCCCAGCAAUGGCUCCUAAGGAACAUGACCUUGGGGGCGUGACGGCCAUUUCCACCCAGCCAUGAAAGUGUCUACACUUUUGUUUUUCCAUUAUUUCAAUUAGGGAAAAGUAUUAACUUUGCUGAAUUGAAAGUUUAAAAAUCCUUUUAGUAUUCAAAAAACGUGGUUGUUUAUAAUUCAUUUUUAGGAAUGUUUGCUUAUUUCCCUACUAAAAUUUGUAUGAGAUCAAAGAAGCACAUAAAAAAGUAUAAAGAACAGCAAACAUUAAACAUUGGAACAAUUUGAAAAAUAAAUUGUGUUUGCUUUAAAAAAAAAACCUUUCUUGCCCUCAUCUCACAGAAAUUAGUCAGGGGCUAUUUUAAUUUUUUCUUGUCACAGUGAUUGAAAAGAAAGACAAUCUAAAUGCCUUAUAUGAUGUAGCUUCCUUAAAAAAUAUUAUCAUUUUAAAAAUGCACUCUGUUUCUACUGGACCUUCAUGAAAACAUGUUGAAUUUCUAUGUCAACAACAAGGUCACAUAUUGAAUUAUUUUGGAGCAGUGAAUUCAUCAUACAAAGUACGCUUCAAGUUUGUAAGAAAAAAAGUAAAUUGGAUAUUGACUUCUCAUAGGGUCUUAUAAAAGCAACACAUUUAAACAAAAAAAAAAAGAGUAGGAGAGUUUGAAAAUUCAAUUUAAAGUACUUGAAAUUGGAAGAAACUAGCUAAGCAUUGAUGGAAGCAAGAUGAAGGUGAACUGCAACAAUUACAUCAUUUUAAAAGAUACUCUGUUCUAGUUGCAAUCAUUAAUGAUGCAAGUGGAAUAUAACAGUCAUCUUGGUCCCAGAGCUGAUGUAGGAAACUCAAUUAUUAAUCACUAGAUUUAUCUCACAUAAACUAUACUUACCUUUCCACUCUAGAGACUGUGACUUGUCCGUUAUACUCUACAGAAUUGUAGGUGAAGGGUAGAGUAUUAGCCCUAAUUUUUAGUUAUUUUGUAUUUAAGCUCACUGUUGCCAUUUCAAUUUUCUAUUAAAAAUAAUGCUUUACUAUCAGAAUCUUAUUGCUAUACUAUAAUAUCUAAAGUUUUUAUCAUCAGGGGAUGAACUCAAUGAACAUUCAUGAAGCUUUCCAUUAAACUGCUUAAUACCAUUAGUCAUAAAUUACGACUCAAGAAACAAUCAUGAUUAGGCUAGUUUCAUAUGUUCUUUAUCCAUCAAAACCCUCUGUGUUCAAAAUAUAUGAUCAGAAUCAUGAAAAGGAAGAAAACCUUAUCAGUGACAUGCGCUAAUAAGUUUUAGUAUUUGACACCAUUUAAAAUGCCCAUAAAAUUGCUCUACAUAUGUAUCUUAUUCAUUGUGCACUCAGCGAAGAGAGGUUUGGGGCUACAAAAAAAUGGAAGAAACAUCUUCAGAAGCAGAGGAUACCAUGCCUUUGGCCCUCAUCUUUUCUUAAAAAUCUGAAAGAAAAUUUUAUUCCGUUUGGCUACACACAAACUCUGUCUUUUUUGUCUGUCUCUCUUUGCCUCUCGGCUUCUCUCUCCUUCUCUUCCCGUUUCUCCCACCCUUCCUUCCAUCUCUCUCUCUCUCCCUCCAUUGUCUCUCUCUCUCUCUCUCUCUCUCUCACACACACACACACCACACUCAUUCACAAUGAAAAAGACACUUCCUGAAGGCCAGUGAAGUCUUGUGUGAUUUUCCCAGCCAGCAUUCCUUCCUCUUCGGAAUGUGUACUGGUACAACUCUGAGGAAGAUUUCUGGGACCUGGAGCAUUUCAGAUGUACUCCUUAAGGUAGAGAUAAACCCCACCUCCUUGAGGUCUUUGGAUUCCUUGAAUCUCCUAAAAUUGUAAACAGAAGUUUGCAUCUUUGCCAUUUUUUUCUGAGAAAAGAUUCAAUAGCUUUCAUUGAACUUCAAAGGAAGCUGUGAUCCCCAAGGCCUAGUGAACCACUGCCUUAACGUGAGUCAACUGAGGCCAGAUUUAACAGUCAGUUUCCAUUUUCACUCUUUUUCUUCCCUCUUUUACUUUUGUCCUAAAAUACUGUGAAGUCUCCCUGCACAGGACUCUUCCUUAACCUUAAAAAGCUUGAACACUCAAGGACAUUUAUACUAUCCAGUCCGCUUAUGGAUUUGUCGAUCAAAAUGCUUAUGUUAUCUAGAAAAUGGUUGAUGACACAGUUUUAAGAAUACAACUACUCCAAUAAACUGAAUUUGACACAUUUCAGAAGCAUUUGAAAUCUUUAAAAGUUCAUUAUGGUCACUGAAAAAAUAGGAAAAAUUAAAAAUGCAUACAUUUCAUGCCAAAGAAGAAUUUUCAAAGAAUCCUCAGAUGGUUAGAACUUAAGCUAUUAGAGGGUCUAACAAACAAAAAAAAUGACAUAAAAUAUAAAAUACCAACACCCAGAAAGCAAUGACUAACACUCAUUAAAAAAAAUUAUUAUUUUCAGUAAAGGAAAUUAAAAAUGAUAAUUGGGUUCACAAUGCAUUCCUUAUCUAUGGGACUCGAUGAAUAAACAUGUCAAAUGACUUCAAAGUUCCCCUUCUGAUGUCUGAUGUCCCAGUUAAUACCAAUUCCAGCCUUCCUAAUAUUCUGAUCAAAAACCUGGUCACUUUUGAUUCCUCUGUUUCUCUCUCUACUUCAUCUAAUUAUCAGCAAAUUCCCUUGAUUCUAUAUUUAAAUAUAACCAGAAACCAAUGACUUACUACCACAUCCACUGUAUGUGACUUUUUAAAUUGUGUAUGUUUAUAGUUUGGUUUCCUAGUUUCCCAUCUCUGACCCCUAACAGUUUUUCUCACCCCAGUAGAUACAGUGAUUCUGUUAAAGAUAGAUUUGAUUAUUUCACUAAUCUGCUCACAACCCUCAAAUGACUGCUCAUGUCUUUCUAACCAAACCUUUACAGUGGUCUUCAAGGCCUUUUAUGAAUGACACCCCUCUGUUCUCACUCGUGCACACACACACACACACACACACACACACACACACACACACACAUAUGCACCCAUGUUUCUGACCACUUUUCCCAUGCUGCCCUUUCCUUACUCCGCUCUGGCUACAAAGCCAGUUUCUCAGUUUUCGUUCCUAUCCCUCUUCCGCACACAGCUCUCUCACUCACUCACUUUAGGUCUCCUUCAAAUAGUAUCUCAUCAGUAAGCCAACCUUCCUCCCCCCUGCCCGCUCUGUCCCACACAUGCUCUUCAACUGACUUCUUUAUUUUCUGUUUACCCUCCCACCUCCCCACCCUCCAGCAUCCUCCUCACACACUCUAGGAUGUAAGCCCCAUAAAGGCCUGAGCUUUGCCAGGUUUGUUCACUGUGAUCUCCCUGGAUCUAGUAGAGUUCUUGGCACACAGUAAGUAUUCUGUGACUAUUUCUCGAAUUAAUGAACUGAAAGUGUGUAUUCAAGUUGCUAAUUGCUACUGUGUCAUAGCUUUUUUUCUUAUGCACCGUGUUUGAAAUUUUAAAAUAAACUCUAGUCAUCUAUUUAGACAGGAUUUGCAUAACUUUUUCUCCAAAUGAUAAUUUUCUUCCUAAUAUUCUUCACCCUAAAGUAUGUACUAUAUUUUGUUCUCUAUAGUAAAAUACCCUGCCUUAUGGAAAUGAAAUAUGACAUUUUAUAAACAUGCUGCUAUAUUACUAUAAGUUGCUUUACUAAGAUAAAAGUAUUUUGGGGAGUAUAAUCAAUGGCCACCUUAAGGUGUAAGAUUUUUACUUUCUUUAGAUGGGAAACAUAUAUCAUCUUCUUAAAAAUCAUAUGUAUUUUCAUGGUUUCUUAAAAGCUAUUACUAAAUUUAUUUUCUAAGUGCAAGUCUAUGAACAAAACACCAGUGUAAUAACUUUGAGAAAAUUUUACAGAUAAUCCUAUUUGUAGCUUCUCUGUUUAUAGGUAGUGAGACUGAGACCUAAAUAUGUAAUGUGGCUUGCCCGAGGAUCAUAUAGCUAUUAACAGCAUUGCCAGGACUCAUAUUUGUUAUUCUAACCUAAUAUUCCCCUCAAUUAAAAAGCACUCAAAAAUAUAACAGAAAGGGCACAGUAAUGGGAAAAAUGUUUUCAGUAAACAUGUGAUAACAACAUUGAUUUUUUAGAGGUAUGUGAGUUCUUACUGCCUUUCACAUUUAGAUAAGAUUAGUUCAAUAAAAUAAUACCACAGAAAGUAAAUAAAGGACUGCCAAAAAAAUUAAGAAAUUGAUAGGAAACAGCAUGAUUACAGAACAUCCUAGCAUUAUUGGGCAAAUUGGGCUUCAGGUAAACAAAUCUUCUUUGGCAGUAAAUAAUGGAGCAAAUUUUCCCCUCAUUUUCAUUUUCCUUAUAAUUAUAUUCAGGUUAAAAAGAAGAAUGACUAUAGCUUACAAGCUUGCAUAGAGUUAGACCAUCUAUUACUGUAAACACUGGGUAGGUUCUAUGCUAUGCAGCUUCAAAGACUGCAGGAUAAUCAGAAGAGAUUUCUAGGCUUCCCAGUGGAGCUCUAUAAACUCUAGUAAACACAACCCAUAAAUUCAAUUUUGCCAUGGUGCUUAGACCAGUCCAAUAAAUAAAAAUAGAAAGAGAAAAUUAAUUUAAGAAAAACAGUAGGAAUGAUUUUACCUUUUUAUCUUUUGGUAAGAGGUUAAGAGAAGAGUAAAAAUUGGUUCAGAAAACCUCAAAAUAUUGGAACCCCCCACAUUGUUUUCGCCAGUCGAGAAAUGAUGAUCAGAUCUGAUCACAGGCAUUUUACAUGCAUCUCAUGUAUAGAUGCUUAAUCUUAUCUCAGAGGAGGCAAAACUUCAUGCAUUCUAAAGUUAAAAGUAUGCUAACUUAACAAAUAUAAAGAAUUUAAGAAAUUCAAGAUCUUGAUGUGUCAUCUUCCACAAGAUGUCCUUCUGCAGAGCUGAUAUCUGCAGAUUUUGAAAAACUGGGUAGAGAAAAUUCAGUUAAAUGUUAAAGCAGUUUGUGUUUCAAGAUUCACCAUUAUCCACCAUUUGUUCUUCUUUUUUUCUUAACACGUCAAGGUACGGGAUAGAUACCACAUGUUAAUAUAUCUGAUGUUAACAUACCAUGUUCAAACUGUUAUUAAGUAUCAGAUAUUGUACCAACCUAAGGUGUUGAAUGAACACCAGGGGUGUGUUUUAAAUAAUUUGUGUAAAUUUGUGUCCAACUUUUGUUUUAUAUUGUUCAAUAAAUUCUAAAGAUAA